UUAUGCCUCGAAAUGUACAGAAAAGGGAAUUGUAAGUUAAAGAAAAAAAAACGUUUUCUGAUCUGCACAGUAUUCGCUGUAAAAAAAGCAAUGAUAGCUUAUUUUCCCCGACGAGACAUCGUAUGUAUGUAAAGCAGUAUAACAUAGUUUAAUGUAGUCUAUUUGAAAUGUAGUGUAAGUUGUGUAAAGUAGUGUAAUUUGGUUAAGUAAAUUAUAUUGUAAUAUAGUGCUAUGUGGUUGAAAUAAAGUGUAAAAAAAAAUUAAAAAAUAAGUUCUUAUAGGUACGGCUUCUUGCAGUUAAAUUGUCAAUUUCUUGGGGCUUCUUGCGGUUAGACUUUCAACUUCUUGCGUUUCAAAAGCUCUUGUGGGUAAACAGCAAAAACACGACAUUUUUACUUCUUCCGGCGGUUUGCAUGUUCUUGCAGCCCAAGGACUUCUUACGCCACUUCUUGCACUUGCCUUAUUUUAGGGCUGUACUGUAACUUUUAACAACAACAACAAGCUUUAUUACCAAAUAGACAAAAAGUUAAACUUUACAAUAUAAUAUAUUAAUAAAGCUAAUCGAGCUGAGUAAAACUAAGUAAUGGUUAAGUAAGGGAGGUAGGACUUGGCGCUAAAGCUUGAUGAAAGCAAUUAAUUAGUCAAUAAAAAAGAGACGAAAAGAAGAAAUAAAUAAAUAAAUAGAUAAAUAAAAAUAAAUAAAUAAAUAAAAUGAAUUAACAAAUACCAGUUGAAAACUCAUGAACAGUAAGACUGUAAGAUGUUUAGCUUGACUUUGUUUUUAAACGUUUUAAGGAGGAGGAGUUAUAAUCCUUCAGGAAGUAGUAGACGUCUGCACCUAGGCUAUGGGACUGGUGACAGUGACGGUGACAGGAGGGAGCAACAGUGACACUUGAAGAAACCUAGUGAAAAAUGAUUUUAGAUUAUACAUUCAAAUUUUGCUAUUGUGUAGACCUUUUCAGUCCAUCCAUUGGCCUAAAACCUUACUCAAGCUUGAAAUGUAAUGAUAGUGACAGUGAAAGUGUUCGCCAUGUCCCUGAUAUCAUUUUUCCUAUACGCUGAAAUGUUUAAGCCAAGGGCCAUUUCAGUUUUCAUGUAAUACAUCAAACACAAAGACCAUGUUUGACCACAUUUCCAAACACUGAAAAGAGAGUUGAAAAUUUGACACGCAGCGGAGUAUUUUGGACGAACUUGUAAGACCUUGUCAUUGGUUUGAAUACAUGUACGUGAAAUGGAACACACCAACAAUUUUGAACUUAAAAAAUAUUACUUCAAAGAAGAAAUAGUCUCUCGCUGGUUUUGUGAAAUAUAUGGUGAUGGUGAAGUUUGUGAUGAUAGCAUUAGUGAGAGUGAUGGUGACAAUGCUGAUGACGGUGCUGGUGCCUAGAUGCUUGUGUUGAUGGUGACAGUGCUGCUGAGAUUGCAGUGCUGGAGACGGUGGUGGUGAUGGUGCUGGUAACUGCUGGUAACAGUGACUAUGGCAGUUAGGGUGAGGCUAAUGUGAGAGUGAUCGUAUUGGUAAUGGUACUGAUGAGGGAUUGGAUGAUCAUGGUGGUGCUGGUGCUGGAGAGGGUGCUGAUGAAAGCCUUGAUGAAAAUAAUCUAAUUUUUUUUCCAUCAUGUCCAUUCCAGAACGGUCCAUUUUGUUCGAUUUGUGAACAUGUUGAUUAACGACACAACAUUUCUUCUGGAUGAGUCUCUGGAUUCACUAAAGAGUAUCAAUGAGACACAGCAGCUGAUGGCUAAUAUUGCAGAGUGGGAGUCCUUACCAAGAGACAUGCGUACUUCACGUCUGAGACAACUAGCCACAGAUGAACGACAGUGCCGUUCAUACCUGACUCUGGCUUCAGAGACGCUGGACAUGAUGCUGUACCUGACUAAACAUGUACAGGGACCUUUCCUUAGGCCUGAGUUAAUUGAUCGUCUAGCUGCCAUGUUAAAUUUUAACCUGCAGCAACUAUGUGGGCCAAAGUGCAGAAAUUUGAAGGUAUGACAUGAUAGAUUAAUUCUUAAUAGCGGAGC
Messenger RNA from Orbicella faveolata, 2021 nucleotides. RefSeq names its product ubiquitin conjugation factor E4 B-like. Lineage: Eukaryota; Metazoa; Cnidaria; Anthozoa; Scleractinia; Merulinidae. The record is from RefSeq and is a predicted model, not a curated record. Gene Ontology annotation, biological process: ubiquitin-dependent protein catabolic process; protein polyubiquitination; ERAD pathway. Gene Ontology annotation, molecular function: ubiquitin-ubiquitin ligase activity. Gene Ontology annotation, cellular component: ubiquitin ligase complex; cytoplasm; nucleus.